AUGGCAUCACCCCUACAACUGCUUCAUCUGCCCACGGAGAUCCUGGUAUGGAUUUUGGCAGAGGUCCCGUCGCAAGCCUCUUUUGCAAGUCUCGCACGGACAUGUCGACGUCUUCAAACGCUGGUGGAGCCUUAUCUCUACCGGUCUGUCUAUCUGGGCAACCAUGACGGAGAAAGCUUCGCCUAUGCUAUAGAUCGCAAGGCGGUCCGCGCAGAGUACAUACAAGAGCUUGUGAUCCAUUAUCACUAUGUUGACGACAUUCCAAAUGAGGACGAGUACUAUCCAAUUCUCGUGGAGAGCUUGGUACCAACAAUCAGCCGCCUGGUCAACUUGAGACGACUUGUCGUCAAGGGCCUGGAAUAUGACACACAGAGGCCUUAUGAUGAACCGGACUUCGGGCCUGGACCAAGACUCGACGCUUUGUCUAUGAUCUGGUCCUGGCUCUUCCAGCAAUCAACCCAGUCAAUGUCAGGCGUUCUGCCUUCCUUAACAACAUGCGAGCUGAUUAUGAACGACCUUACACCCACACCCCUCCAGCAUACAGCAGGCGAACCUUGGUACUUUUCCUCGCGCGAGACUGUCCUGCUUCAUCCCAAGCUACAGAAGCUGAGUAUAGUAGCAGCCAUGAUCUCCGGCCUAGACCCAGAAAUGCUGAGUUAUACCAAGAAACCUGGGUUUCGGCCCACAUCCUUGGAAACCCUGAUCCUGCUCUGCUGUGACGUAUCGAUAAACGGUCUCCACGACAUGCUCAAGUUCCCCAAAGCUCUCAAGAACUUCACCCUGAAGGGAUCCCCAUGGACGACCAUACCGAACCAGUUUCCAAUGGACCGAGGAGCGAUCGUGAACGUACUAAAGGCGCAAGCACAUUCACUCCUCAACCUCGAACUAGACUUCUACCUGCGCACGAACUGCCCAGCCCUCGACUUCCGCGACUUCACAAGUCUCCAACAGCUCACCAUCGACCCGAAGGCCCUAAGAGGCGACGAUGAUGAGCAGAGCCCCGAGGCCCAGAAACACCUCCGCCAAUAUUGCCAUCUUCCCCCGAGUCUCCGAUCCCUGCGCUUUCGAGAGUAUAGAGAAUGGGGCAGACCGGAUCUGCAGACGCUAUCCAUCGUUCUCGACUGGGUGAUGUCUAGGGGCUUACCAAACCUAAAGAAUAUCACGAUCCAGUCGGCCACGUUCACUUCGGCAGCGAUAUUAGACGCAAUCACUUCAGAUGGAAAGUCAUUCCGACAAGCGUUCCGGGUUGUUGGGGUGGAGUUGGCAGUGGAGCGUGUGCGGUCCUGCCUCAAUAACGAACACCUCACCAUUGAUUGCAAUUGUUGCUCGUUCUGUUGGCGGUUCUUAGAUCAAUGGGAUAACUGA
This is a messenger RNA of Aspergillus bombycis, 1365 nucleotides long. Its product is annotated as F-box protein. Gene Ontology annotation, molecular function: protein binding. Lineage: Eukaryota; Fungi; Ascomycota; Eurotiomycetes; Eurotiales; Aspergillaceae. The transcript is spliced from 2 exons. Bases 1 to 1365 code for a protein of 454 amino acids. The record is from RefSeq and is a predicted model, not a curated record.